This is a messenger RNA of Petromyzon marinus (sea lamprey), 2069 nucleotides long. NCBI's taxonomy places the organism in Eukaryota, Metazoa, Chordata, Hyperoartia, Petromyzontiformes, Petromyzontidae. The record is from RefSeq and is a predicted model, not a curated record.
AUGUCACCCCGGCCUGAAAUCCUGGCUCCGCCCCUGAUCUUGAUUUACUCUUCCACGCUUACCAAAUGUCUUGGAAGGGCUGGGAGUUACCCACGCUUUACCCCACCACACGUGACCUGCCUGCAAUGAUGCACAUUUUAAAUUGAUGGCCUUCGUAGUUACUGAUUGGCCGUUGUCUUAAUGUCUCUGCGAACUCUAUCGGUGGGUCAAAAAAAACACUUUAUUUUACAAGGCAAGCCCCACUGAGCUGUUUGCAGUGGCCGACUGGGACUAAAAAAUCAGCCCAAGCAUUUGUAAACACACCGCCCAAAAUUCGGCCGAUAGAGUAGCUAGGUUUUGCGAUGUGACGACGUGUUCGCAUAAUUUUGCCAUGCGAUCCCAUUGGACCUAUUUGGGGCUGGGUCCAAAAAAAACAAACGGGCCGGUGAGGAAGGAUCUCUGGGGAUGCCGAAUAUGGGAACUUCAUUGAAACUGAGAGCGUAAAUAAGUAAUGAAGCAUACGCAUUAGAGUUAAAAUGUAUUUUUACUCUGAUCACAUUUGCAAUUUCCUCACACAGACCGGCCCACAAGCUCUUAGGAUGGACCGGCCCACCAGGCAUUUGUCCGCACUGCCCUAUGGGUAAUGCAGUGGCGUAACCAAGUAAUUUCAUGGCUGCACCCUCACCUGUAUCCCUGUUUAUACACAGGUCCCUCCCGACGGGUGAUGGCCACCCAAGCUGUGAUCCGCAGACAGAAGCCGCUGCUGAAACGCUGGCUGUCGUCGAACAUGAGCUUCCUGCUGGAUGCGCUCGACAGCAAGGAGAUUAUCUCACGCGACUUCUACCACUCGGCGAAUGACAUCCAGAAUGGCGGCGAGAGGGCUGGCUACGUGCUGGACUUCAUCAUCGACACGGGUCUGGUGCACGAGCUUUUGGAGGUGCUCAAUGACGUCAAAGACCAGUACCCGCAGCUGCGCACGUGGCCGCCACUCUACUUCUGCUCGCCGACCAUCAACCGCGACUCGGUGAACCCGUGGCUAGACUGCAACGCGGACGGGAGGACGUUGACGGCCACCGAGCUGCACCAGGGCUACCCUGAUCACAGCGAACGCUUCGCCGAGUGGAAGGUGGCGCUGUGCUCCGAGAACUUCUCAUCGGGCCGCCACUACUGGGAGGUGUGCGUGAAGCAGGCGCAGAUUUUCCGCGUGGGCAUCGCGUACGCCGUCAUAUCGCGAAGGGGCUCGCAAUGUGAGACCUGGCUGGGCCUGAACAGAGCAUCGUGGUGCUUGUGCCGGAGGCCCAAUGGUUAUUUCGUGGCGCACGAUGGCAUUGAGACCCCGCUGAACAUUUCGCAGCUGGAGAAGGACAAGAUCGGGGUGCUCGUGGACGUGGACCAGGGCUUGUUAUAUUUUUACGACGGUAGUACCGAGAGUGUGCUGUACAUGUUCCGCAUCGGCCACUCUGCAGGCAGCGUGCACGCCGCGUUCAUGGUUGGCCAAGGUUCGAUCACGAUCGUCGCGUAGCAGGGAGCACUCCCAGAGUGGCCACUGUGACUUGUGCAUCGCAUUGACUUUCCGAUACUAACAUAUUCCCAAGAUGAUAAGACCCUCCGGAAAGUAAGACGUAACCCCAAAGUUGUGCUUGGUGUCAAGACUAUAAGAUGCACAGCGACUUAUUCUUAAAAAAUGUGUAUCUUUCUCUUUACGCUGCAGAACUCUGUGUAAUUACGGGCAGCUAAAACUCAAGAUUCGAACCCACGACCACGGCAGUGCUGGCUCAGUGUUUUGACACCCUGAGACACUCGAUCACGACAAUUAACGCUUGUGAAACGGUCAGCCAAAGUCGUCGCACUAGUUACGACAUCCUCUUCGUGGUUAUUGACUGCCCAGUGUUGAUGUCAAUAAGUGGGUGUGGUAACAUCAGCUGAGAAUUUAAAUAUCUUAAGUGGGCUAUCGAGAGUUUAAAUUAAACUGGCGCCGGUUAUCCAUGAAUAUAACACAUUCCUGCGGAGGGAGCUGGUAGGAACGUUGGGUUGCUCGGUCAAUGGCCAGGGUCAACGGCGGCACCACCACGUGGUGUAUUCCGCAAAUA